This is a messenger RNA of Macrosiphum euphorbiae (potato aphid), 687 nucleotides long. The record is from the annotation of a GenBank genome assembly. NCBI's taxonomy places the organism in Eukaryota, Metazoa, Arthropoda, Insecta, Hemiptera, Aphididae.
AUGUCUGUUUAUGGAUCCGAACAGAUGGUAAUGGACGGUGCCAUAUUAUAUCCUAUGUGGAUUGAGUCAUUAAACACAGUGCUGUACGACAAUAAGGUGUUGACGUUGGUGAAUAAUGAACGUAUGAACGUAAUGAACAAACAAAUGUUGUGUACGUUACUCGAUUGUCUUUCGACUCCCAUCAAUUGUCCGCUGGAAAAUGCUAGAGAUGUGUACGGAACAUAUUUUGUGUACACUUGUCUUUGGGCUUUUGGUUCAGCCUUAUUUAAAGAUCAGUUGAUUGAUUGGCGAGUUGAAUUUUCCAAAUGGUGGUUAACAGAUUUUAAAACGAUUAAAAUCUCAUCAUCAGGAAGUGUGUUCAAUUAUUUCAUCGACCCAGAACAGUUUUUUCCUUGGUUAGAAGAUCUGGUAUCGUCUUUCGAGUUUAACCCAGAUACACGUCUACAACAAACUCUCGUAAACACAAUAGACACAACUAUUAUAAGAUAUAUGUUGUCUCCGGCCAAUGAUAAUGGCAAAUCAUUUGCUGUUGAAAAUGUACCGCUUAAUUUAUACCCAAUAUCUGAAAUGUUACAAAAGAUUUUGGAAAAACCAUUAGAGAAAAAAGCUGGUAGAAACUUUGAUCUAUCGGAUGGUAAAACACUAAUUCACUCUAUUGAUGAUAUAAACACGCCAGAAGUAAGUUAA